Messenger RNA from Uloborus diversus, 1347 nucleotides. RefSeq names its product myosin heavy chain, clone 203-like. The record is from RefSeq and is a predicted model, not a curated record. Lineage: Eukaryota; Metazoa; Arthropoda; Arachnida; Araneae; Uloboridae. Bases 1 to 1188 code for a protein of 395 amino acids. The transcript has 11 exons.
AUGAAGGAAUCCAGGGACUAUAAAAUUGCAAAGCUAACUCAAGAAAUAGAGAAUCUGCAGCAGUAUUUGCUUGAUCAGAACCAAUCUGAACCAGUUCUAAAGAGGGAAAUGCAAAGCAGGUGUAAGGAUUUUCAGAAAGCUUUAUGUAAAACAGAUAAAGAACUUCGUCAACUGAAGGAAGAUACUCAAAAGACUGAAGUAGAACUUACCAAGGCAAAAACUAGGUUUAAUGCCUUUGUUAAAUAUAUGAAGAAAAACAUGAAACAAGCAUUGUAUGCUAAGAAAAAACUUACUGAAUUUAAAAAAGAGACAACAAUUUCUCUUGGCAAUUCUGAAAAUAGCAAUUCUGAGUAUUUGAAGGAUUGGAUUCUAAAGGAGAUUGAACAAGCUGUGUGUGAGAAAAUUGCUCAUCAUAAGAUGGAAGCUGCACAAGAAGAAAUUUUCAAUAUAAGGAAUGAAAUCCACAAACAUAAUGAUGAAGUGGAGAUUUAUAGUUUGAAAAAACAACUUGAAUUUCAGCAAGAAAAAUUAGCAGCACUGGAAGGAUUGCCUGGAACUGAAUCAAAAGUGGAAAUGCUUUUCGAUAUGUUAAAUAACAAAGAAGAUUUGAAGAUUGCUUUAUCAAGUAUAUUUGACAUGCUGAUUGCAAAGGAAGCUGAAUUUGUCUUCAAUGCUGAGACAUCACAAGAAGUGUUUUUCAAACAACAGGAAAAAGAAAACAUGAUUAUGAAACAAAAUGUUAAAAAAGAUUUAGAGGACUACGAUCUAGAAAAGAAAGGUCUUCAAACAUGUAUUGCUCAACUCGAACGUACUAUUAAGCUUCAGAAUGAGAAAAUUAAAGUACUGAAACGUGCUCUGGAUGCUGAGAUUGAAGAAAAAACAAGAGCUAGAAGAGAACGAGAGUCUUCAAGCAGUAUGUUGGGUGAAUAUCUUGCGGAAUUAGAAGAUGAGAAAGAGAGUAUCAGCAGUAUUAGUUCUUCAAAUUCUGAUGAUCACACUCAGAAGUCUCCUAAAUUUAACCAAUCUCCCUUCAGAACCAGGAAAAGGUCUCUUGAUAUGAAAAAACGAUCUCCCAGUUUAACUUCUGAAGGAGUGCCUCCGAAGCUAAUUGCAUUAUCAUGCAGUGUUCCUGCUAAGACUCUUAAUAGAACAACAGAUUGUAGUUCUAUAAGGCAUAAUGAGAAUUAAAGUGAUUUCUCUUUUGUAAGAACUUUUAUAUCAACAGCAGUUGAAGUGUAUUACUUGGAGAUUUUACUAUGAGCUGGUGAAUGUUUUAUGUUUUUAUCAAGGUCUUUAUUCUUUGAAAGAAAGUGCAAUUAAUUUAUUUUCCCCCAGGAUUGAUUGAAG